This is a messenger RNA of Cantharellus anzutake, 2013 nucleotides long. RefSeq lists its product as uncharacterized. The transcript has 8 exons. The record is from RefSeq and is a predicted model, not a curated record. Bases 1 to 2013 code for a protein of 670 amino acids. NCBI's taxonomy places the organism in Eukaryota, Fungi, Basidiomycota, Agaricomycetes, Cantharellales, Hydnaceae.
AUGCCGAAAGCUAAAUCUGCAUGCCCAGCUACAGCAAAGGCAACAAAACUUCGGAAGAAGCUGAUUCCUUAUGCUCAGCCGGAGUCAGGCCCAAGUACAGCUAGCGCAUACAUCCAGGCUCACCUUCGGUCGGCCUCUACCAUUCGUAAUUACAACUCCGCAAUUAAUGGAGCUCGAACCUGGCUCAAACUUAAGUGCAUUAAGUACACAAGCCUGACUGAGGACCGAGUUGAUGAGUCGGAGCUGGGUCUGUUCCGACACAAGGAUGCGUGCAUAGCCUUUGAGAAACCUGUUGAGGUCACAGCACAUCUGCUAGCAAAAUAUAUUAUGUUCCGGGUUGCAGAAGAAGACAGGUCGGUCUCCGUUGUGGACACCUUGCGCUCUGCCUUCAAGUGGCACUUCCGUAACCUGUCAGUGUUCGCUUCCGUGAGCAGUUUUUCUGGAAUCCCACAUCUGUCGCUUGUUAUAGAGGAUUUGAAGGCCCUUGGUAUCCAUGACCCGACCCUCAGGAUGAAGAACCACCGCGCAUCUGAGGGCACAGUCCGGAAUCAUGCAAGGGCCAUAUGGAUCAACGACAUAAAGGCAAUGCAGAGCAUCACAGCUGCUUACUGCUCUCCGAGCCUUAUCGUGGAUGCGCUGAAUCCAGAAAUCCCCGAUGAUUUCUUUACUCUCAAACAGCGUGAUGACAUCCGUUCACACCUCAUGCUUUGUGCCCUAACCUCAUUGGGCUGGACGCUAAAUGAAGAACUCACGUCCAUCCUCAUCCGGCACCUUGACUGGGACAUGAGGAGACUGCUCACAAUCUUCGACACCUCCACGUCACUUUGGUCAACCGAAAGGGUUGGCAGAAACGGAAUCAGGAUGGCGAGCAAGGUAGCCAAGUACAACAUCUAUCCACUCUAUGGCCAUGAUACGUUUUCCCAUCACCAUGAUCCUCACACGAUCCCGCAGCUGGACACGCUCACUAUCCCCUCUUCCCCUCAUGCUCGCCCCGUUCUCACGAUAUCCGCUGGGAUACCACUCUUUCCACCACUGCCGUCAACGAUCUCUUGGCGUCCUAUGGAAAGCAAGCGCAUCUGGAGACUGACCGGCUCACAUCCCACUGCUUCAGACAUGGUGGACUCCAAUACUGGUUCAUUCUCGCACCAGUCUUCAGACAGUGGCCGCUUAAUCACUGCCAGUGGUGGGGGGGUUGGGCUCCAGGAGAAAGUGCGUCAACCCUCCUCAAGUACGCUACUGACAUGCUGGCAGAUGUUGAGCAUAACUACAGUGAUGCCCUUGCACCAGUCCACAUUGACUACUCCGAAUCUCAGAACGGGCGGGUCGCGCCUCAAUCCCAUGACCGCGGAGGAGACCCGUUCUCAAUUCAGUCACCUUGGCACGCGCAUAGGCUAUGUCGAGUCUCAGCUCCGAAGGCUUGAUCAGAUCGAAGCUGGAUUCAAUACCAUUCAAGCAUCUCUAGAUGAACUCAAGUACUAUGCAAUAGGGAUGCUCGUCCCUCACUAUCACCCACUCACCACCCGGCACCGCUCUCCAGUAACAGUAACGCCAGUGCCCCGAACGUUCCCAUUCCCACCUCCUCACAUCAUACCUCCUCAUCCAGCCCCGCGUCCACUUAACCCACACCCUCCCAGUCUCAGGCAACCUCAGGAACGUCGUGACGACAGUCGGCCAGCUCCAGGGGCUGGCCACAUCACCAUCCCACACGUCUCCACACUCGAAGAUGCGAUAAAGCAGUGGCUAUGUGGGGAUGGAAAUGAGCUUAAAGUCCCUCUGAAGAAGUGGGAGAAGGGAUGGUAUACUGGCCGAUACUCGGGCGUGCACGGGACGAAAUACAACAACCGCCGACAGGUUGGCCAGAAAUACGACGAGAUGGGCGAAGCGAAGUUCCUCAGGCACUACGGACUCAAGAUGACCGACAAUUUCGGUAUGGCCCUCAAGGCGAUCACGGAGGAAGGGAAGAGGGACGGGUUCAUUCAGAGUCGUAACGGCAAAAAAUCACACCGAGCAUGA